CUGUGUUUAGAUAACAUAAGCCUGUGAGAGACUUAGAGGCACCCUAUCAGACAUGCUUGAGAUUCCUGCUCUGCUUCAGGAAAGAUCAAAGCACAGUGGCGAAAUACCUGUGUGAAUCCCUGACAAACAGGCAAGGGCAGCAGGUUUGGUGAUCCUCUAGCAUGGACCAAGCUCUGUGGUGCCUGUGUCCCACUUGUGUGCCUCUGCCUGGGUGCUGCUUUGGGGAUCUCCUGGUCAAUGAGGUAAGGGAAAUGAACAUCAUCUUUGUGUUUUUGUGGUUGCUCCUGUGUCUCGCCUGUGCUGACUCACGCAAUCAAGCAGGGAAAGCAUGUGAUUAUAGAAAGUAAUACAUAAUCUGGUGAGACAGAAUCUGCAUAACUUGUGGCCUUCGUAAGAUGAAUAAAAGGAAAAUGUGAGGUUUUUGUGUGAGAAUUGAAUUCAUAGGCAGUGAAUGCCUAUGGUAAGAGGGUAAUGACUUCCUGUACUACAGGCUAAUUCAGACCAGGUUUUGUCUCCAGGCAGCACAUGAUUUGGUUGAUGAAAAUGAAAACUUAGUUCCCUAAUGCAGGAAAGUAGGUACUUUAUCCAAAUUUAUUAUUCUGGAGAUUCCCUUUGGAUUAUAGGGACACAAACCAUUUUACAGCUCCACACAAAUUAAUUCACACCUGGCAGACCCACAUGUUUCUCCUCUUUCUUCAGCAAAGAUACCCAAUUCCAAGAGAUUAAUUCCAUUAUCCUGUGUUUGAAUGGCAUUAAGAGAAGACUGCAAAGGCGGAUGCAGAGUGGAUGUGCACCAGGCUCACUUGGGGCACCAUCAAUAUUUUCAUCCCUUCAGAAGAUCAGCAACAUCUGGUGACCCCGCGACGUGUACUGCAACCGCAGCCCCUAAGAAGGUACGUGCCAGACCGCGACCGGCCCCCCUCUGGGGCUGCACGAAACUAUAGACUGAGACAUGGAGCAUAAAUCCUUCAAAGAAAGCAAGGUAUUUUCUGCCUUCAAGUCUGUGAUACAGAUCGCGGGAGUUAAUAUAAGUGAGGAGGAGCUCACUGCGUUAUCUACCUGGUCCAUCGGACACGGAUAUUUUGCAGACUUUGAUAAUGUUUUGAACCCAGACACCUGGAGGGGACUGGGGGAUGCCCUAAUCCAUGAAUUUUCAGCUGGCGACGCAGGGGUAGCUGAUUUGAUACGUACCUGGGGGACUUUACACGAAGCAAUGGAAAAAUGGACAAAAAGCAGAGACAGAAAAGUCAACCCAGGAUCAGAUGAAUCUGAGUCUGGGGGCUUCCCUAGCUCAGAUGGGGAUGGUGAGUUCUCUGAGGGUGGCGGGACCCCGAGUAGCACGGGAAGUUCGGUCGUCGAGCUCCCGAUACCUUCUCGGGAGAAGACGAAAGGUGCGUACCCCUGCCCCCUGAAAUAUAUCCAUCCCUCACUGGUAGGAGGAUCGGGGCACCCCCCGUCUUUAGCCCCUGCUUCAGUUACCGCAGUGGGAUCUGCCCUCCCUGGGACCCCGAGUAGUGUGGGAAGUUCGGUCAUCCGGCUCCCGAUACCCUCCCGCAGGAAGACAAAGGGUGUGUACCCCUGUCCCCGGAAAUAUAUCCAUCCCUCACCCGUAGGAGGAUCGGGGUGCCCCCUCUCUUUAGCCCCUGCUUCGGUUGCCACGGUGGGAUCUGCCCUCCCUGCGGCCCUGCCGUUGCCAUCCGUGGAAGCGGCGGUGGGGGUCAUGGCGACUGCCGCCUCGGCACCGCUGCCUACGAUGGCGCAACCGGCCACGCUGGCACCACAAGCGGCUCCCGCGCCAUCAGCCCUGUACCUGGGCUCAGUGCAGCACCCUUGGUCACCCGCACCCACGUGUUCGGUGUCCUCUUGUCCCACUCCGAGCCCUGUAGCCCUUGGUUAUCAUACACAUGUCCCAACAGUUGGGGAUUUUUCGGCUCAGGGGAGGAAGCAGCAGUGGCCAUGCUCCCCAAUAUCUGACUCUCUCGGGGAACAAAUCUUGGCAGAUUUGCACGAGAUAAAACAACAGCUCAGACUACUGUCAAUCUAUCUACCAUGUCAAUGGUCAAUCCCUGAUAUGCCCGGGAAAAAAUGGGCUGAGGGGCACACAGGGGAAUUGCGCCCAGAUACAAAUGUUUCCCCAGGCUCCUCUGACACAGGCCUACUCAGCCGGCUUUCAGCCAGCACCCGGGGAUCAGCCGGGGUGGAUGUGUACACCGCAGUAACAGUUGUCUUAGACUCCAGUCGUGUUUAUAAGGUUCCCUUUGAUGCUUAUGGACCCCUAGGUCAAGGCUUCAGCGCACUGCUUGUGGGUAGAUCUAGUGUUACCAUUCAGGGGAUCUUUGUACACCCAGGAGUUAUUGAUGCUGAUUUUACAGGCCAGAUUUGUGCUAUGGUUUCCACAUCCACCCCCCCUGUUACUAUUCCUGAAAAGACUAGAAUUGCUCAACUUGUCCCUUUUAAGUCUUGUGUUCCUAGGGCAGAACAACGAAGUCGUGGAGAUGGUAGCUUUGGCUCUACGGGACUUCCGCAGGUCUUCUGGACUGCAGACAUCUCCAGCCAAAAGCCUCAGAUGACGUGUACCCUAAUCCUGCCAAAUGCCCAUCCACCCCAGAUCCAUCUCCGAGGUUUGAUCGACACGGGCGCUGAUGUGACAAUUAUCUCCUUCUCUGCAUGGCCUCUCACGUGGCCUCUGGCCCCUGUGGGGUCAGCCAUCGCAGGGUUGGGAGGAACCACACAGAGCUAUUUAAGCGAGCAACCUGUGCUGGUGAAAAAUGCAGAGGGGCAAACAGCUACAGUUCGGCCCUAUGUCACUACAGCUCCGCUUAACCUCUGGGGGCAGGAUGUGUUGGCAGCUUGGGGGGUACGGAUUGGGACAAAUUUUUGAUGGGGGCUACUGUACUGAAGGGCGCAGUAUAUCCUACGCUGCCUUUGUGGUGGCUAGUACACAAGUCUAUCUGGAUUCAUCAGUGGCCCCUACCAAAAGAGAAAUUAGUUGCCCUUCGCCAGUUAGUCCAGGAACAGUUACAACAGGGGCAUCCUGAGCCUUCUACUAGUCCCUGGAAUACUCCUGUUUUGUAAUCAAGAAAAAAUCAGGGAAAUGGAGAUUGUUACAGGAUCUCCGAGAAGUCAAUGAAGUGAUGGAAAGUAUGGGGGCAUUGCAGGCUGGCAUGCCCUUACCCACCAUGAUCCCAACAGGGUGGGAAAUCCUGAUCAUUGAUUUGAAGGAUUGUUUUUUCACUAUUCCUUUACAUCCUAAUGAUAAGCCAAAAUUUGCUUUUACUGUGCCUGCAGUUAACAAUGCCUGCGGUUACCUGCGCAGAGGUAUCAAUGGAAGGUUCUACCUCAGGGCAUGAAGAACAGCCCAACUAUUUGCCAAUGGUAUGUCGCUCAAGCUUUGUCCGGAGUCCGUGAGCAGUUUCCUGGGGCAUACUGCUACCAGUACAUGAAUGGUAUCGUGGUGGCAGCAUCCACCCAGGACGAGAUGCUGAGGAUUCAGCCUCGGCUGUUUGCUGCUCUGCAUUCUUAUGGAUUGCAGGUGGCUCUGGAGAAAGUUCAACGGCAACCUCCUUGGAAAUACUUAGGAGUCAAAAUUCUGGAUCAGACCAUACAACAUCAGGAGGUGCAAUUCUCGGAUUCUAUUAAGACUUUGAAUGAUGCUCAGAAAUUGCUGGGUAUCAUUAAUUGGUCAUGUCCUUAUUUAGGGCUAACCACGGCCCAGCUUGCCCUGCUUUUUAAUAUUUUAAAGGGGGACCCUGAGUUGAAUUCACCUCUAAAAUUGACUCCUGAAGCGCGACGAGCGCUGGAGGAGGUGCAACAGGCUGUUUCUGCUCAUCAGGUUCAUUGAGUGGAUCCCUCCAUUGAUAUCACCGUUUUCAUUACCACUCCAGAUCUUCAUCCCACAGGUAUCAUUGGCCAAUGGAAUAAAGAGUGGCCCAACCCUUUACAUAUCCUAGAAUGGGUCUUCUUGCCACAUCAGCCAAAAGAGACAGCACCACAUUGUUUGAAUUGAUCGCUUGUUUGAUAAUCAAAUGCCGCCAACAGUGUCCGCAAUUAAUGGCAGCGGAUCCUGCAACAAUUGUUCUUCCGAUACAGCAGGAACACUUUGAGUGGAGCCUUACUAACAGUGCUCCUUUGCAAAGUGCGCUGCAAAACUUUUCGGGACAGAUUGCUCAACAUCUGCCCAGCCAUAAAAUACUGCGAAUGGCAAAAUUGACCAGCUUCACCUUACGACCAAAAAAUAGUCGGGUGCCAGUGAAAGGGCCCACCGUCUUCACCAAUGGGUCUGGGAAAACUGGGAGACCUGUAGUUAGCCGGAGGGAAGAAUCUGAGUGGCAGGUGCUGGAAGGUCAUGAGUCAGGCUCAGCCCAGCUGGUUGAACUGAGGGCUGUUGCCAUGGCUUUUCAGCAGUUUUCUCAGGUUCCUUUGAAUUUGGUCACUGACUCUGCCUAUGUAGCAGACAUAACUCAGUGCUUAGAUUGCUCACUUUUGAAGGAAGUGAAUAAUGCAGCUCUGUUUUCACUAUUGAAGGCCUUGUGGAGUGCAAUUCAAGCUCAAGUGCAUCCAUAUUACAUUUGGCAUAUUCAAAGCCACACUAAUUUGCCAGGUUUCACAACAGAAGGCAAUGCCAGGGCUGACAGGUUAGCUAACCCUGCCUGAGUAGCGCCUCAGCCUGACAAAAUUGCACAAGCAAAAGCAUCGCACAAUUUCUUCCAUCAAAGUGCGCAUUCCCUGCAGAAACAGUUUCAUUUGACGCCAGCUGAGGCUCGGGACAUUGUCAGUGCUUGUGCUGACGGUCACGGGCUCGCUGCACCUCCGCUGUCAGGGGUAAACCCUAGAGGCCUACAGGCCUUGCAGCUUUGGCUGUUCGGAUGUAACACACAUUCCUGAAUUUGGCAGAUUUAAGCAUGUGCAUGUGUCUAUUGACACAUUCUCCUCAGCUAUGUGGACAUCUGCUCAUACUGGGGAGAAAGGCCGUGAUGUUAUCUCCCAUAGGAAACUCACUUCCGUGAUUUUGGGCGUGCCUUCUUCUAUGAAAACCGAUAAUGGCCCUGCCUAUGUCUAUCAGAAGACACGGCAGUUUCUGCACCUGUGGGAUGUAGAUCAUACCUUGGGUAUUCCUUAUUCUCCUACUGGCCAAGCCAUUGUUGAACACGCUCAUGGUACCUUGAAGUGUGUUCUGGAGAAACAAAAAGGGGGAAUGCAUGGAGAAACCCCACAGAGCUGACUAGAAAAAGCUUUAUAUACAACUAAUCAUCUUACAGCGCCACUAAAUUCAAACAAUCCUGUUAUUUUGAAUCAUUUUCUCUCAUUGCAGUCUGCAGGCGAGACGCACCUGCCUCGAGCGAAAGUCUGGGUACGGGACCUCCUCACUGAGAAGUGGGAAGGCCUGCAUGAGCUUAUUGCUUGGGGUCGUGGGUAUGCUUGUGUUUCCACAGAUACUGGGGUGCGAUGGCUACCUGCAAGAUGUGUUCACCCUGACCUGCAGCACCAGAAGCAGAACAGGCAUCCUCAAAGGCAACCUUCAAAUGAUGACCAGAAUGCAGAUCAUUCAUCGAAUGAUCCCUCUGAUGGUGACCAAGAUGUUGACCAUCAGCCUGGUCCUUCUACAAGCAGAGACUGAAUUUCAGAGAGUGAAUUUCAAGUUUCUUAUGUUAUGGAGUCAGAAUGUUAUGCAGAAUGUUAGAGCCCUUAAAGCUAUUCAGAAUUAAUGACUGGACGUAUAGCUGGAUUCGCUAGAGGUAUCUCCCCUGGCGUUGCUGGAGAAUCUCUCUGCCUACUCUAAGUUAGUAUCUGAUUUGGGUUUAGUUUGGUAACAGCCACUACCAAAUGGAUCCUUAUGCUGUGUUUGUUCUCCUUGCUGCAAGGGAUCCCGCAGAGGAUUACAAACGCUACUGUUUUGGUCUUUAAAACAAGAAGGGGGAAUUAUGGAUGCUAAAAAAGCUAGCAGAGAAAUUUUCCUGCUUGCCUCCUGUGAAAGUCUUUGUUCUCAUGCAAACUAGCUGAGAAAUGGUUUGCUAUUUUGUAAACCAAGACUUUAUCUCACAGGUGCAAACUUGUUUUGCAUGGCCUUGUUAUGGUACACUGAAGAAAAUAUUUUGAAAUAGGUGUUAUACUGUUCAGCCAAUCACUCUGGGAGGUGGAUGGUCAAGCACCCAAUGUUGUUAUGCCACUCUUGUGAAUCAAGUUAUAUAAAUGCAGUGGUAAUUAAUUAAAUAAUUCCAUUCUAUCCUGGACCUGAAUUCUGGGUCGUUCUUCGUGCUGUCCCUGCGGACAACAGCAACA
Corvus hawaiiensis (hawaiian crow) is the source of this 6279-nucleotide messenger RNA. RefSeq names its product calphotin-like. The coding region runs from base 953 to 2881 and encodes 642 amino acids. The record is from RefSeq and is a predicted model, not a curated record. The transcript is spliced from 2 exons. Gene Ontology annotation, molecular function: aspartic-type endopeptidase activity. Gene Ontology annotation, biological process: proteolysis. NCBI's taxonomy places the organism in Eukaryota, Metazoa, Chordata, Aves, Passeriformes, Corvidae.